AUGGAGGCAAAACUAUUGGUCCUGCACACCGCCGGCCAAUAUAUAAACCCGCUGCCAUCCCCCAUCUUUUCUCCAUCAACACCUACACACACCUCAUAUAAUACAUCCAUAAUGGCCAGACAAAGAAGAUCCGCUCCUGUUAGAUCGCAGUCCAGAUCCGCCCACACCGCUGCUGCUCCAGCCGCCGCUCCUCCUCAGGCCCACUACCCACCAGCCGUUUCUCAACCACAAGCCAGCCAAGGCCCUGGUCUCUUCGCCAACAUGGCAUCCACCGCCGCCGGUGUUGCUGUUGGUUCCACCAUCGGCCACACUUUGGGUGCUGGUAUCACCGGCAUGUUCAGCGGUGGAUCCUCUUCUGCUCCAGUUGAGCAGCAGCAGGUUGCACAGAGCCAACAAUACCAACAACAGGCCAAGACAUGUGAUGGCGACGCCAGAACCUUCACCAGAUGUUUGGAGGAGAACGGUGGUGAUAUGCAAAUCUGUGGCUACUACUUGCAACAGUUGAAGGCUUGUCAAGAAGCUGCUCGUCAAUACUAG
This is a messenger RNA of Australozyma saopauloensis, 537 nucleotides long. RefSeq lists its product as uncharacterized. Gene Ontology annotation, cellular component: mitochondrion; nucleus. Gene Ontology annotation, biological process: mitochondrion organization. Lineage: Eukaryota; Fungi; Ascomycota; Pichiomycetes; Serinales; Metschnikowiaceae. The coding region runs from base 1 to 537 and encodes 178 amino acids. The record is from RefSeq and is a predicted model, not a curated record. The transcript has a single exon.